AGCAACCAGAGCUGAAGAGGGAACAGCUGAUACUUUUCUCCUCAGCUUCGCAGCCAGCCUCUCUCUUCAAUAUUAUGGGGGAAAGCUGGCAACGUGGAAAAAACCUCUUCCUUCUUCUUCUGCUGUCCGUCCUUCUCAGGACCCCUGUAGCUGCCUCCAAAUUGCGAUAUGUGGCGGUGGUACCCAGCACAAUCUACCUGGGGACCACUGAGAACUUCUGCAUCCAGAUGAGCAAUCUGAAGGAAGCAGUCAACUUGACUCUCUCGGUGCACAAUGAAAUCGAGGAUUUGAGCCUCAAUCAAAUGACGGUAAAAGGGGAAGAUGUAUUUCAAUGUAUUCCUUUCCAGAUUCCCAGGGACCGCACAAUUUCUGCCCCAUCAACAGUCAUUCUCAAGUUAUUUGUAAACUUCGUGUCCCACAGUUUCCCAGUCAACAAAUACGUGCAAAUUGAGAAACCAAAGCCUCUGAUUUUCAUCCAGACGGACAAACCAAUCUACAGAGCGGGACAACAAGUUCGGUUUCGCAUCGUCUCCAUGGAUAAAGAUUUCCGUCCUACGAAGAAGAAGUUUCCAGUUGUGUACAUCCAGGAUCCCCAAAAGAACCGGGUGUUCCAGUGGAGAGAUGUGGAGGUUCCGUUGGGCAUAAUCCAGCUUUCCUAUUCUCUGACUUCCGAUCCCCUCUUGGGCACCUACAAAGUGGUCAUAGAGAAAGACUCCACAAAAGUUGCAGAAUACAGCUUUGAUGUGGACGAUUAUGUUCUGCCCAAAUUUGAGCUUUUGUUGAAGGCCCCGAAGCUCAUCACGGUUGUGACUAAGGAAAUAGAAGUCAGUGUGUGUGGCAGGUACACUUAUGCAAAACCAGUGCCUGGCCUGAUGAAACUGAGGCUCUGCCGGCAUCCCAAAAGCGUGCCUCAUCAGUGUAAAACCGAUGAGAGUCUGUGUAAAGAAUAUGAAGGCAUGGCAGAUGGAGACGGCUGUUUCUCCAAGGUGGUGAACAUGGAGGAGUUCCAACUGAGGUGGCUCGGCUUUUCGAUGGCCAUCGCCAUAGAAGGCAAAAUCACAGAGGAAGGGACAGGAGUGGAGCUGAAUGGCACAGAAUCCAUUGAGAUCACGUCCACGUUGAGCAAAAUUACCUUUGAAAACCCAGACCGUUACUAUAAACCCGGCAUGCCCUAUGUCGUGAAGGUGAAGCUGGUAGACAGCAACGAGGUGCCAAUCAACAAUGGAACAGUGGAGAUUUUGAUAAUGGCAACUCACCAGCGGCUCAAUCAAGUGACGGACGCUGAGGGGAGAGCUGAAUUCUCCAUAGAAACCACUAAUAUCACAAGCGACUCUUUGUUUUUUACGGCUUCGUAUCAAGACAAAACUGAGCGCAAUAGCAAGCACUGGGUUACACCCCAUCAUGGUAAAGCAAGUUACAGGGCGUACCUGUUUUAUUCUCCAAGCAAAAGUUACCUACGUAUCGAUCCUGUGUCAGAGACGUUAAGCUGCGGCCACCAUGAGCCACUUCAGGUGCAUUACAUCCUUAACCGAGGUGAUGAAAAGGAGGAUGAGAUUGUCUUCUAUUACAUGGUCAAGGCUAGGGAGAACAUCAUACGAACAGGGACAUACCGGCAGCCAGUAAAACAGGGAGAAGAAACUAAAGGGGACUUCCUUUUGAAUCUCUUGGUGGAUUUCGACACUGCUCCCAAGGUCCACUUGCUCCUCUACACCAUUUUGCCCAAUGGAGAACUCGUUGCUGACUCGAGAAACUUCAUCGUAGAAAAGUGCUUUUCCAACAAGGCUAAACUGUGGUUCUCUGAUCAAGAAGGUCUGCCUGGCCAGAAAACCCAACUCCAUCUUUCAGCUUCCCCCGGUUCCCUCUGUGCCGUCCAUGCCGUUGACCAGAGUGUCUUUCUCUUGAAACCUGAAGCCGAGCUCUCCCCUGAGAAGGUUUACAGCUUCCUUCCCAAGAAGGAUCCCAUCUUCUCUUAUGACCUCUUUGUAGCUCCGUUCAAUAUUUAUCCCUGUCCUACAGAAGAACCAUCCAGGGGUAAUAUCGAUGACCCAGUGUAUUUUCUCCCUGAAGAUUGGGAUACUUACAAGAUAUUCAGGGACUUUGGCUUGAGCAUUUUUACCAACACCAGGUUAACCAUCCCGGGAUACUGCUCCGACGAAGUGAUGGAAAUGAAGGCUGAUGUUUUAUCACCACCUAGAGAGCCUGUUCUUCGUGGGCAUUUCCCUCCCCAGAGAGUUGACUUCAUGGCAGCCCCUGAAGUUGCUUUUGAUGGUGGUAGUCUUCGUGGGCCUCCCACUCCUCAGGUUGAGGCUGCCCCUGAAAGGACACCUCGGUUCUUCUUUCCUGAAACGUGGAUAUGGGACCUGGUUAUUAUAAAUGGUUCUCAAGGAAACAGCCAUUCUCAAGUCCAUCAGUCUAAUAGAAAGAGUGAUGUAUCUGAAGAACCCAAAGAGAUUGCUCUUCCUGUGACCAUCCCGGACACUAUCACCAAAUGGAAAGCUGGAGCUUUCUGCCUUUCAGCAGACACAGGCUUUGGCCUGGCCCAGCCCGCUUUUCUGAAGGCCUUCCAGCCAUUCUUCAUUAAACUCACCUUGCCUUACUCCGUAGUGCGAGGAGAAGCCUUCCCACUCAAGGCUACCGUCUUCUCCUACCUGACUUACUGCAUCCGGGUCAGAAUAUCUCUGACUCCUUCUGCUGACUUUGAGGCAUCUUCUAUGGAGAAGGAGGAGGAGGAUUCCUAUUGUAUCUGUGCAAAUGGAAGAAAAACGGUGUCAUGGAUGAUGACCCCUAAAAUUCUAGGGGAGAUAAACCUCACAGCAAGCGCAGAGGCUGUGCCCUCAAAUCAGCUCUGCGGGAAUCAAGUAGUGGAGGUGCCCACCACUAAAAACAAAGACGUCGUGAUCAAGUCAUUAUUAGUUGAGCCUGAAGGGAUCGAGAAAGAAGUGGUGUUCAACUCUCUUUUCUGUGCACCUGAACCCGAGUCCAAAUCUUUUCCUCUGACGUUACCGGAGAAUGUUGUAGAAGGCUCAGCCAGGGCCUCCUUUUGUGUGCUGGGAGACAUUUUAGGAGGAGCGAUAAAGAACCUCCAUCAGCUUCUCAAGUUCCCCUACAGCUGGGGGCAGGGGGAGCAGAACAUGGCCUUCUUUGCCCCCAAUAUCUACAUCCUGAACUAUCUCAAUAAGACUGGACAACUGACAGAGGAGAUCAAAUCCAGGGCCGUCGGAUACUUAGAGGCUGGCUAUCAAAGGCAAAUGAACUACAAGCAUCAUGAUGGUUCUUACAGCGCUUAUAUACAUUAUCCGGCAAAGGCAGGGAACACUUGGCUGACGGCUUUCGUGCUGAAAUCUUUUGCUCAGGCAAGAUCCAUAAUCUUUGUAGAAGACAAGGUCAUCAACGAUGCUCAGAACUUCCUGACACAGCAGCAGGAAAAUAAUGGAUGUUUUCGGAGCACUGGAUUUCUUUAUCACAGUGAAUUCAAGGGGGGAGUUGAUGACCAGAUCACUCUUUCAACUUACAUCACCAUUGCUUUGCUGGAAGUGCCGCUAUCUCCCACCGAUUCUGUGGUGCAAAAUGCUUUAGUUUGCUUGGAGAAGGCAACUGAAGCAAAAGAGAUCCGCAUUUAUCUCCGGGCUCUGUUGGCGUACGCUUUUGCUUUGGCGGGGAAAGAGGAGAAGAGGCAAGAAAUGUUGGACUCUCUUCUAAAAGUAGCUGUGAAGGACGAGGAUGGCUCCAUCCACUGGGAGAGGUCCUGGAAGCCAGAGCAGAGGUCUGAUUUUCCACUCUCUGUGCGUGCUCCCUCUGCUGAAAUAGAGAUAACCUCCUACGUGCUCCUUGCUUUCCUGACCAAAAAACCAUCUCUGUCCAAGGAAGAAUUAACGACAACAACUGCCAUUGUCAGAUGGUUGAUCAAACAACAGAAUUCCAAUGGAGGAUACUCCUCUACACAGGAUACUGUGGUGGCUCUCCAGGCCCUCUCCCAAUACAAGACAGUUACUUAUUCCAAGGAUGGCAUCGAUGCCAGAGUGGCCUUGAGUUCAGGAAAUGCUGUCCUGGCAGAAUUCCAAGUGGACAGCGGCAACUCUCUGCUGCUGCAGUGCCAGGAUCUGCCCCAAGUUCCCGGGAACUACAAGGCUGAGGUGACUGGUUGCAUCUUUAUGCAGACCACCUUGAAAUACAAUGUCCCUUUGCGGCAAGAAGAUGCAUCAUUUAGGCUGGAUGUGCACACCGUUCCGGAGACUUGCAUAGGAAAUAAAACUCAUGUCACUUUUGACAUUGCCAUGAAUGUCAGUUACACUGGCCAACGUCUGGUUUCCAAUAUGGCAAUUGUCCACAUUAAGAUGCUGUCCGGAUACAUCCCAGUGAGAUCCAGUGUAAAAAAGCUGGAAAAGAAAGGUCAGAUCAAGAGGACUGAAGUGAACAUCAAUCAUGUCCUGCUAUAUUUGGAUGAGGUACACAACACAACCCAGACUUUCUCCUUUACAGUGGAGCAGGAGACACCCGUCCAGGGCCUGAAGCCUGCCUUGGUGAAAGUCUAUGAUUACUAUGAAACUGAUGAAUUUGCAACAGCUGAGUACACUGCCCCCUGCAGUUCAGAUGAUAUCAAGGAAGUCUAUAAAGCAUAAGGAUACAGGCCAGGUUUUCUGGAAUAGGACAUGAUCGGAAAGAAUGAAUCUCCUGGAAACUAGGGAAGAACAUGAUUUUAUAUGCAAACAUUAAAUGCUCAAUACUAAAAUGUUUUAAUAUUUUGAUUUUAACACAUUUUUUUGAAUUCUAAGCCACCCAGAGUCAUUGACUGAAAUGGAUGGCUAUAGAAACUGAAUGAAUGGAAUAAAUAAAUAAACAAUUGUUUUCAGGA
Pantherophis guttatus is the source of this 4852-nucleotide messenger RNA. RefSeq names its product alpha-2-macroglobulin-like. Gene Ontology annotation, molecular function: endopeptidase inhibitor activity. NCBI's taxonomy places the organism in Eukaryota, Metazoa, Chordata, Lepidosauria, Squamata, Colubridae. Gene Ontology annotation, cellular component: extracellular region. The record is from RefSeq and is a predicted model, not a curated record.